Protopterus annectens (West African lungfish) is the source of this 578-nucleotide messenger RNA. Its product is annotated as zinc finger protein 181-like. The record is from RefSeq and is a predicted model, not a curated record. The transcript is spliced from 6 exons. Bases 132 to 578 code for a protein of 148 amino acids. Gene Ontology annotation, biological process: regulation of DNA-templated transcription. Lineage: Eukaryota; Metazoa; Chordata; Ceratodontiformes; Protopteridae.
UUAGCAGUUUGUAUAUCAACAAUACAGAGCUAGUCUGUUGCUCAUACUUUAUAUUUAUAUCCCUUAGAAUAGCCAUUGUUUGACUUCCUAAACAGUGUGUCUUGUGGGAUUAGAGUCUGAAGCCAGAUAUCAUGAAGUUGGAGAUACCUGAACACUUUGAAGAUGUUACUGUUGAGUUUUCAAAAGAGGAGUGGAAGAUGCUGAAUGAACAGGAAAAAGAACUACACAGGGAGGUGAUGGUACAGAACUAUGAGCACAUGGUAUCUGUAGGGUAUAACAUUCCACUAAACCACCUGCUGGCACUCCUUGGGGGAGACAAGGAAAUUCCACAUGCUGAUAUGGAAGGAAGAAAGAAGGUGUUGGAAACGGGAAUUUCUGAUGGGUCUGCCAACAUUCUCAGUAGUAAGUUCAAUGGGUAUCCUCUCUCCAUGAAUAAACCUAUCAAGGUGCCAGAAACUUUUGAAGAUGUUGCUGUUGAAUUUUCAAGGGAGGAGUGGGAAAUGCUGAGUAAAAGAGAGAAGAAACUACACCGGGAAGUGAUGGUGCAGAACUUCGAUCACAUGAUAGAUGUUGAAUAG